Molecule: messenger RNA, 1101 nt
Organism: Saccostrea echinata
Lineage: Eukaryota; Metazoa; Mollusca; Bivalvia; Ostreida; Ostreidae
Product: tigger transposable element-derived protein 4-like
Exons: 1
Coding region: 1-1101 (366 amino acids)
Cellular component (GO): nucleus
Molecular function (GO): DNA binding
Source: RefSeq, a predicted model, not a curated record
AUGUCGCUAAAAAGGAAGAGGACCGUUCUCACCCUUUCCACGAAGUAUGAAAUCGUCAAACUUCUGGAUCAAAAAGUAUCUCAGUCGGAAAUAGGACGCCGAUAUGGAAUUGCACAAUCCAGCAUUUCAACAAUCUCCAAGAACCGCACAAAGAUCAAGGAAAAUUAUGAAUCUUGCGGAAAUCCAGAGAGGAAACGACAGCGAUCUGGAAAUAAAGCCCACCUGGACAGCGCACUCAAGGAAUGGUUUCAGACAGCUAGACAACGAGACAUCCCUAUCAGCGGACCUAUUCUACAGGAAAAAGCAGCCCAAUUCGCCAAACAGAUGAAUGUGACGGAUUUCAACGCGAGUAAAGGCUGGUUGUCAAGGUUCAAGGCCAGGGAGAACAUCGGGUUCAAGAAAUUGCACGGAGAGAAAAAAGAUGCCGAUACAGAUGCUGCCAACCGCUGGAUCACGGAGGUUCUUCCGGAGAUGAUUCGAGAUUAUAAAGCCGAAGAUAUCUACAACGCCGACAAGACCGGGAUCUACUACCGCGCCAUUCCAGACAGCACCCAUACAUUCAAGAACGAGAUUGCAAGUGGUUCAAAGAAGUGCAAAGAUCGUGUGACAGCUCUAGUGUGUGCCAACAUGAGUGGGGAUGACAAAAGAAAACUGCUUAUCAUCGGGAAAAGUAAAGAUCCAAGAUGCUUCAGGGGAAAAAGUCUUCCUGUAAUGUAUAGAGCCAACAAGAAUUCUUGGAUGACCGGAGAAAUAUUCAGUGAAUGGAUUCGUGAGUUUGAGGAAUUCAUCAACCACGACAACACCCUUCAGUGUCACCAUGUGCCUACAGACGAAGAAAUUUGUGCAGAAUUCAUGGAAAACAGGGGAGCGGAAGAAGAAGAAUGUGAAGAAAGUGUAGAGGAAGAUGAAGAAUACGAGUUUGAGUUACCGCUUACCGGCAAUGAAAUACGGAGUAUGUUGAAGGCAUUCAGAAGAUUCUAUGAGGAAAACAACGAGGAAGAUUUUCAGCUGAUCUACAACUUGGAAGAUAAGUGUGAAGAAAUCCUAAACAGGGCCAAGAAACAGAGGAAGAUCACGGAAUUCAUUGACUGGAUCCCUUGA